CCGACACAAGUCGCCAAGUACACAAAGCGGGUUCAGUGCUAGUCAAUUGGGGCAGUGCAUUCUCUUCUAAACGAUCGUGUUUAUACCCGUGUUUAGUGUUUGUGGAGUGUGUGAUUGUUGUUUCGUGUCAUGGCAUAAGGAAAUAUUUUGAUUGCAAGCUGUGCUGCUAUCUCGACUCGACACUGUGUGCCGUCUGAUGGUGGGCUUGUAGAUGAAUGAUGAGGAACUGGAGGGGAUUUGUAAGGAAGCGGCCGGUCCUAAAGGAGGUACCAUCCCGGCAUAUCCGUGGAGCGACUGAGGAAAGAUACGGUUGUGCAAGGUCAAUGGAAUAGUCGGUGCAGUUUUCUUUCAUCAUCAACCAGCGCGUAACAGGAAUACGAGUACAUAAUCCGACUUAGAAAUUCACUUAUCAUCUUUAAGGGCGACAUGUCUCCACCAGAUGUCUCCGCAGUUCACGCGUCCAGGUGAUGCACUUUCCCGUGAGCACACCCCCUGCGCUGUAUGCGGGAGGGUGAAGACGGCAUGGCGCUGGAGCUGGAACCUAGUGAGGAGGCUCAGGGUCUGCUGGCGCCCCCGACGAGCCUCCCUCUUAUCCGCCCCAGUCCCUCUAGCUCGAGCAGUAGACAACAUCUGAGCGUCACCAUAUUGGAGCUGUCUUCGAAUCCCGGGGCAGGGAACUAUGGCUUAGAGAAUGAUCCAGACAAGCUCUCCUUCGUGUCUAAUUUGUCCCCAGGGGGGCUGGAGCCCCCAAUUGUCAUGACACCGGGCGGCAUCUCCCCAGAGCGAAGAGAGAGCAACAACAGCACACGUAGUAACCGGAGCUAUGCCACCGGUGGAAUGGGUCAGCAGCAGCAGAGCAGAAGCAGCGGGAGUGACGUCAUAUUGGCUGAUAACAACAGCGACACGUUUGGUCCGGGAGGUUUGGACCCGCGGUCCUUGCUCCAGGAGAGGGGCAACUGGGAAACUCGUUACCUCAUGAAGGAGCAUCGCCGUGCGGGCAAGGCGACAUUCCAGGGACAAGUGUACAACUUCCUGGAGCGUCCGACAGGCUGGAAAUGUUUUAUGUAUCACAUCUCUGUGUUCAUGCUGGUGCUGGUGUGUCUCAUCUUCAGUGUCCUGUCCACCAUCGAGCAGUACUCCGACUUCGCCAAUGAGACGCUCUUCUGGAUGGAAAUAUGUUUGGUUGUGUUCUUCGGUGUAGAGUACUUGGUUCGACUCUGGUCUGCGGGCUGCCGAUCCAAAUACAUGGGUAUCUGCGGUCGACUGAGGUUCAUCAGAAAACCGAUAUGUAUAAUAGAUCUAAUAGUGGUGGUGGCUUCCAUUGUGGUACUGUCUGUGGGUUCCAAUGGACAAGUGUUCGCAACGUCAGCCAUUAGGGGAAUUCGCUUCCUGCAGAUUCUGCGCAUGCUCCAUGUAGACCGUCAAGGUGGAACAUGGCGUCUCCUAGGCUCCGUUGUUUUCAUUCACAGACAGGAACUCAUUACAACGCUGUAUAUUGGUUUCCUGGGGCUCAUCUUUAGCAGCUAUUUCGUGUACCUGGCGGAGAAGGAUGAUAACGGAAAGACUGACUUUGCCAGCUACGCUGAUGCACUGUGGUGGGGAGUGAUCACAGUGACAACCAUUGGCUACGGAGACACUGUACCCAAAACGUGGAUGGGAAAAAUUGUGGCUUCAUGUUUCAGUGUGUUUGCCAUCUCUUUCUUUGCUCUGCCUGCCGGCAUCCUGGGCUCAGGAUUUGCCCUUAAAGUACAACAAAAACAACGACAGAAACACUUCAAUCGUCAAAUUCCAGCUGCAGCGAUGUUGAUACAGUGCCUAUGGCGAUGUUAUGCUGCAGACAAAUCAUUCAAUAGUAUCGCCACAUGGAAAAUUUAUAUAAAAGAUGUAAAUCAACAAAACCAGAACACAUCCACACCCUUGGGCAAGUCUCUCAUUAUCCAGGUUGCAAAGAAGGCGAGUGUUUUGAAGAGACGGAAAUCAAAAAACCGAAUGGAAGUGCCUAGCAAUGCAUUGGAAGGGAGUAGUAAUUCAAACCGACGGGAAAGUGAAGGAGAUGUCGUGUUCUAUAUUGAGGAGCCUAAAGGAGGGACACCAAAUCGUGUAAGAAGAGAAGGCCGUGGGUCAUUGUUUACUAGCCAAACAAGUAGCGUCACUGAAGCAGCAUCUGACGAAAUUGACAUCGAUAUAGAAGAACCUCAAAGAGUCACAUCCUGUUUAAUUUGGCGCAGGCUGACAGAAGCGCACCGAAAUGCAAUCCGAGCGAUACGGAAGAUAAAAUACUUUGUUGCACGUCGAAAGUUCCAGCAAGCACGUAAACCUUAUGAUGUACGAGACGUUAUUGAACAGUACAGUCAAGGCCAUCUGAAUAUGAUGGUCAGGAUAAAGGAGCUCCAGAGACGAUUGGACCAAACGCUGGGAAAACCAGGUAGCUAUUUGGCAGGUAUUGAUCGAGCUGGGAAUGUAAAGCCUAUGACAAUUGGAGCCCGGUUGUAUCGAGUCGAGCAACAGUUGUCCAUAAUGGACAAGAAACUAGACCAGCUUGUACAUGUGCUGAAUGCUGUAGCGCAGAAGCAGCAGAUACCUAUCCGAGCAGUGGAAGAUGAAGUCUAGCGCAUAAGAUAGCAGCAGUCCACAAUGAUCUGGUAGUACUGCAGGUGAAGAUCCUGGGCCAGUGUUGUUCUCUGCUAUGUGGAUUGCUAAGUUAUUUGCUUCUACAGCCACUUGGAUCAUUAAACAGCUCUCAUGAAGCCAGCAGAAUUUUUAUCCUGUCUCAUAUUUCAAUAUUGCACUUGUAUUUCCCAACACUUACAGGUAAUUAUUCCAUGCCUAGCUAGUGGUUUUCUGGACUUUGUAUUUUUAAAACAGGGAAAUAGUGUAGUUAUGUCAGAGGAAUAGAAUGUACUGUGUAUAACACUUUGACACGAAAGGAUAUGAAAAACCAAUGCUGAAGUGUGUAAUUCGGAAUUGGAGUAUACAUUCGUUGAAAGCUUUGCCAAUUAAUUUAGCCAAUAAGAAUCAUAUUCUUAUUCCAGUAGUGUUCAGUUAACAUCAUGGAUAAAAUGUGUAAUCUGUGAACGUAAUUAAAAGACUGUUAUUUUGCAGACUCAAGGAUAGCUUCUUAUGGUUGGCUGAAGGGCACAAAAUUUUUAUCUACAUGACAGAAGUUUGUGAUACAUUAUGAGGAACUCUGAAACAAAUCAAUACUUUAAUAAAUGUUUAAAGGCAGCACUUGUUAUUAAGAAAAAAAUACUAUUGUGGAAGAUAUCAGAUAGGAUAGUUGCUGUCCCAGCUGAGAUUCGAACUAAGUGCCUGAGAAUCCAGACAAGAUCAUUAAUGCUAUACCAACCCAUUUACAAUUCGAUUCCUUUCAUGUUACACAACCAGAAUCACCCAUACUUUGCCCAGUAUAUGGUUGCCUUCCAUCACAGUAUAAAAGCAGCUAAAGCUUUCAAGGAGGUAUGACACUUAAACCGAGAAAUUGAAAGUUUCCUGAUGCAAUUAAAAAGAACAGGGAGUAAAAAUUUAAAUUGGAUCCAAAGACUUCUACAACAGCACUGUUUGUUUUUAGUAUAUUCAAUAAUGCUGUUAGCAACUCAGGCUAGAUAGACAUCAUAGCCGAAACAUUGGUCUCUAUCCAUCAAACUACAUGUCACAUUCCAGAAAACUAUAAUGUUGAUAUUUAUCAUAGCAAAAAUUGUAAAUCUAAGAUUACAUUUUAAUGUCCCCCAUAAGAAACUGAUAAAUGUUUGAAUAUAUUAUUAUUUGGGUCACAGUAUUCUAGCUCCACAAUUAAAUAAACUUAUAUUUCUUUUGUUUCUGAGUUGUGAGCUUAAAUUUGAUUCUAUAUUAUGUGGUCAAAUAGAUUUUUUACAGAGUCACGUGCAGCACUAUGUUCUAUAAAAUAAAAGUUUAGAAGUCCAUCACUGCA
This is a messenger RNA of Cryptotermes secundus, 3928 nucleotides long. RefSeq names its product potassium voltage-gated channel subfamily KQT member 1. The coding region runs from base 502 to 2610 and encodes 702 amino acids. NCBI's taxonomy places the organism in Eukaryota, Metazoa, Arthropoda, Insecta, Blattodea, Kalotermitidae. Gene Ontology annotation, cellular component: membrane. Gene Ontology annotation, molecular function: voltage-gated potassium channel activity. The transcript has 17 exons. The record is from RefSeq and is a predicted model, not a curated record. Gene Ontology annotation, biological process: transmembrane transport; potassium ion transport.